AUGAAAGUUUGUAUGCGUGUUUCGGAUGUAGUUGGCGUUAUUGUUGUAGUAGUAGGCACAAGAACACAGACAUCAUCAUCGCAUUUAUAUCCAGGUGAACAGGGGUUAUACUCAUCACAUGGUUUUGGUUUAGGAGUUGUUGAUGGUGUAUCUGGUAUAGUCGGUGGGGCUACACAUAUGUCCCCGUAGCAUUUGAAUGGCGGGUGACACCAUUUUUCACAGG
Molecule: messenger RNA, 223 nt
Organism: Meloidogyne enterolobii
Lineage: Eukaryota; Metazoa; Nematoda; Chromadorea; Rhabditida; Meloidogynidae
Source: the annotation of a GenBank genome assembly